UGGCAACAGAAUCUUUUCAAGCUCAUGACCCGUUUUCUCGUAUCCAACAUCAAACCCGCAGCCACCGAGCUUCACAACAAAAGGAGACAACAAACUAACUUGCUUUCCGCAGCUAUCACUCGAGCAGCAUCUUUAGCUCCUUCAUCUGCCUUGAUCUCUCAGCAUCUAUCUACAUCUACAUCUUCUGUUUACUACAUUCACUAGCCAUUAGCACUAAUCAGCAGCAUGGAAUCCUCUGCCAAAGUGACGCUAUUUGAAGAUAUUUUCGAGACGACGGCCCUCAAUCCAGACGGCUACAAAUUCGAACGCGUCAAUCGACUGCAAGCCAUCGGAACGACUUUUGAAUGCGACUUGUUGCUCGAUAUCAAUUGCGAAAUUUAUUCCGUCAAGGAAAAUGACAAAUUUACACUCGUAUUAGCAUCGACACUCCAUUUGGACGGAUCCCCCGCCGAUCAUUUCUCCUUUGUCCCCAAUGCCAAUACCGAACCGUCGUUGGCGGACAAUUACGAAUACGUCAUGCACGGACGUGUCUACGAAAUGAAAUAUCAAAAAGAUGGCGUCGUUGCCAUUAGUAUCAGUUAUGGAGGACUCCUCAUGAGAUUAUCGGGAGAUCAACGACACUUGACCAAUAUCUUGCCCGAUAUGAGAUUGUAUCUACUCAUGAAGAAGGAUUAAUGAAAUAAAUGAAAUGUUGCGACAAUAGGCAGAAUUUACAGAGAAAAAAAGAGAGAGGGACUUGAUACAUGUACAUGACGUGGGAAGAAAACAAUGAAUUAAAUGGACAAUCAACUAUA
Seminavis robusta is the source of this 794-nucleotide messenger RNA. The record is from the annotation of a GenBank genome assembly. Lineage: Eukaryota; Bacillariophyta; Bacillariophyceae; Naviculales; Naviculaceae.